AUGAUUAGCCCUCACCAAUCGACUGACACUGCUCCUAUAUCCAACACGCCAUGCACCUCUCCCAGGGGCACUGCUCGGGGGUUUUACCAAUGUGGAGUCUGCAAGAAAGAAUAUGGCCGAGCGGAUCAUCUCAUCCGUCAUGUCCGAUCUCAUACUGCGGAUAAACCGUUCAGCUGUGAGAUAUGUGGCAAGGGGUUCGGAAGAAUUGAUCUUCUUCGACGACAUGCCCAGGGUCAUACCUCUGCGCAUAGCCAUAAUAGGCCCAAUCUACUCCCAAGGAUCAGAGGACGUGUAUCACAGGCAUGCAAGAGCUGUGCGGCGUCCAAGCUCAAGUGUGACGAUGAGAAACCAUGUCGACGAUGUUCGCGGCGAAAUCAGACCUGUCAAUGGUCUCAGGGGGAUGACCUUAACGACUCGGCCCACGAACAAGAAAUUUGGCCUACCGAUCAAUCGGAGGAGGGCCAAAAUGGAGCGAGUGUCAGCUCCCUCCAAUACGAAAGCCUCAACCAAGAAAUGGAAGGUUUGAAUGCGAUUCAACUGAUGGAAUAUGAUCAGUUGAAUGUGUAUGGCGGUAUGAACUUUGAGCUAGGGUUGACGGACGAAGAUCUCGAAUUCUUGGACUCCUUAGAUAGAAUGGGCCCCCCUCAACGGCCUCGGGUUAUUGAAGAACAACCGGCUCAGCGAGGUAUCCCGACUGGCUCAGAGUUUCCCAGCCACGUCGAGACAAAUCCUCUCCACAAUUCCCCUUUAUCGCAUUGGACUCCCCGUGCAGAAGACAAUGCGUACAUGGACCAGCACUAUCUGUCCGUGCCCAAGCACCUUGACACUCCGGAAUCUAUAGAUGUCUCCAGGCCACGUAUCUUUGCAGAGCCCCUGUCAAAAGAGAGCCGAGAUGCGGCAUUUGCAUUGGUUGUCAAAAUGUGUCAGCAAAAGGCCUUGAAUCGAAUCAUGCAGUGCUUCCCAAGCGCAGAGCUCCUGGAUAGCCUGAUUCAAGUUUUCUUUACACAACAGAGAUCCAACAUUGACAUUUUCAUUCAUGAGUCAACCAUGCAACUGAAUCAGGAAAGCCCAGAGAUGAUUUUAACUCUCGCCGCCGCGGGAGCAGUUCGCUCCGACGUGGAGGCAAUCCAGAGACUUGGCUAUGCUAUGAUGGAGGUAGCUCGGCUCCAAGUAAAUGGCAAGUAUGAAGACAACAAUAUUCUAACUCGCGAUUUGAAACAACAACAAGAAUAUGCCCUAAUCCUUCAAAUUGGACUUUGGAGUGGUGACAAACGGCGCGUUGAAAUUGCCGAGAGUUUCGCGCAGCCAGUCGUGACAAUGCUGCGACGAGCCUCGCGCUUCAAAUAUGAAGCAUAUUCCACCAUCAUUCCCACUGUGACCGAUGACGAUGCAACUCUUGAACGCAAAUGGCGCGAAUGGGUAGAGCACGAGUCCUUCAAAAGACUUGCUCACCACAUGUUCAUUCAUGACGCCCAGGCAUCUAUUUUGCGAUCCAUAAAUCCACUUAUGUCACACAUGGAGCUCGAUCUCCCUAUUCCCUUCUCACGCAAACUUUGGGAUGCGAAGACCGCCGCUCAGUGGAGAUCUGUAUAUCUCCAAGAGGUUCAAAAAACGAUAUCUCCCAUGCCAUCCCUGGCCACCACCCUGCAAAAUAUCUCCUGUCUCAGCCGCUUCCCUCGUCAUGGAGAUUUUCCAUUGGCUGCACUAGCAAGUGUCCACGGCAUAUCAACGAUGAUAGCAAACUGCAACCAAACACGUCACGGACCAUCCGGCCAGUGGAGCGCGAUGGUCAUGAAUUUAUGGCAGCAAGAACUACUACAAGUUCUGGAACAAUUUGAGAUUGUUGCAGUUGAGCCUCUACAGCGCUUGGUACCGGCUAUUCGGCUGAUCUACCAAACCGUCUCACUUUCUUUAUACCUGCCACUGGGUAUCCUUGAGACUUUUUCAGGGAAAGACGGUGAAAAACGGUCGUCUGAUAUAUACAAAUCAUUUAUUCAACCAAUCAGUGCUGCAAAUAUGAGACAAGCCAGCUGGCAUGCUGGCCAGGUGCUGCGCAUCGCAAGAUCUAUACCUCCUGGGUCACUCACUGAUUUUUGUGCUACUUGUCUCUACUUUUCUGCGCUUGCAUUAUGGUCCUUGAGCACCAUAUUCUCAUCUAACGGUCUGGCUUCAGGUGUCGGAAAUGAUAAUGAUGAAACAGUGUUUCUCUUGGAUGGCGAAAGUGACAGCGCUGCGCUACGUCGAUUCACACUAUCUGGGCUGGGAGCCCCGGCUUUAUCAUCUCCUAACCGACAUGUACCUUUGAAUGAUCGAGCGGCGGUCAUGCGUUUCUUUCAACAGUUGCUAGGCUUGAAGUAUCGAGGAGGUGCCUCCGAUCAGCAAACGAGAGCUUUGAAUAAUGCGUUCUCCGUACUAGGAAAUACUAAUUCCACGACCAUUGGAGGGCAGCGGAAGAGAAAAAAUCCUGAAAUUUGA
Penicillium concentricum is the source of this 2475-nucleotide messenger RNA. RefSeq names its product putative C6 and C2H2 transcription factor RegA-like. The coding region runs from base 1 to 2475 and encodes 824 amino acids. The transcript has 9 exons. Gene Ontology annotation, biological process: regulation of DNA-templated transcription; DNA-templated transcription. The record is from RefSeq and is a predicted model, not a curated record. Gene Ontology annotation, molecular function: DNA-binding transcription factor activity, RNA polymerase II-specific; zinc ion binding; DNA binding. NCBI's taxonomy places the organism in Eukaryota, Fungi, Ascomycota, Eurotiomycetes, Eurotiales, Aspergillaceae.